Messenger RNA from Phyllostomus discolor (pale spear-nosed bat), 1278 nucleotides. Its product is annotated as sialic acid-binding Ig-like lectin 13. Gene Ontology annotation, molecular function: sialic acid binding. The coding region runs from base 1 to 1167 and encodes 388 amino acids. Gene Ontology annotation, cellular component: plasma membrane. Gene Ontology annotation, biological process: cell adhesion. The transcript is spliced from 8 exons. Lineage: Eukaryota; Metazoa; Chordata; Mammalia; Chiroptera; Phyllostomidae. The record is from RefSeq and is a predicted model, not a curated record.
AUGCCUGGGCAGAGGGGCUCCAAGCAGGCCAGCAAGCUGAGGACCACCUGGUCCCUGGCUCAGCAUCAAGAAUUCCAGCUGCAAGUGCAGGGGUCCGUGAGGGUGCAGGAAGGCCAGUGCAUCUUCGUGCCCUGCACUGUGAUCUACCCCAAUAAAGGUUGGAAUGAGUCUGACCCAGCUCAUGGCUACUGGUUCCUGGAAGGGGCCAAGACAAACACGGAUCCUCCUGUGGCCACAAACAACCCCAACUGUAAAGUGAGGAAUGAGACCAGGGACCGAUUCCACCUCAUUGGGGACCCCCGGACCUCCAACUGCUCCCUGCACAUCAGAGAUGCACAGAAAAGGGACACAGGGAGAUACUUCUUUAGAGUAGAGCGAGGGCCCUAUGUGAAAGAGAAUUACAAAAAAAACAUGCUGUCUGUACAUGUGACAGAUCUGGUACCUGACAUCCACAUCCAGGGGACACUGGUGUCUGGCCACCCCAACAACAUUACCUGUACAAUGUCAUGGGCCUGUGACAGAGAGACCCCACCCAUGUUCUCCUGGAUGGGGCCCAACCUCACGCCCCUGGGUCCCUGGACUCCCAACUCCUCAGUGCUCACCUUCACACCAGGGCCCCAGGACCACCGCACCAACCUCACCUGUCAGGUGUCUUUGGAGGGUGGCCAGGAAGGGCAGAGGACCAUCCAGCUCAAUGUGACCUAUGUGAUCCAGAACCUAACCAUCAUGUCCUGGCAAGAAGGCACAGGAUAUCAAGUUCUGUCCAAUGGCUCAUCUCUCCAAGUCCAGGAGGGCAACUACCUGUGCCUGGUGUGUAAAGCUGACAGCAACCCACCUGCUCACAUGAGGUGGACCCGGGGCAGCCUGACCCUCGAGUCCAUAGACCCAGGGGUCUUGAAGCUGCCCCAGGUGCAACUGGAGGACCAUGGGAAAUACAUCUGCCAAGCUCAGCAGCAUGAGUCAGCCUCUCUGGAAGCCUCUGUGACCCUCAGUGUGAAGAGGAAAUCAGGGCCCAGGGCAGUGGUGGUGCUGGUGGCCAUUGUGGAAGCAGCUGCUAAGACCCUACUCCUGCUGCUCUGCCUCAUCAUCCUCAUAGUCAGGUACCACAGAAGGAUGGUGACAAGGCCCACAAGAGGCAUGAGAGAUGCAAACACAGCAUCCAGUUAAUGCCUCAGCUCAGCUCAAUGCCCAUCUCCUCCCCAUCCUGACCCUGGUCAUUCCUGUGGCCUCAUCUCUUCCUGGGCCUCUAAACCCAAAAAUGUCCUGACUCCACCUCUG